Seriola dumerili (greater amberjack) is the source of this 1072-nucleotide messenger RNA. RefSeq names its product ecto-ADP-ribosyltransferase 4-like. Lineage: Eukaryota; Metazoa; Chordata; Actinopteri; Carangiformes; Carangidae. The transcript is spliced from 3 exons. Bases 109 to 921 code for a protein of 270 amino acids. Gene Ontology annotation, molecular function: NAD+ poly-ADP-ribosyltransferase activity; NAD+-protein-arginine ADP-ribosyltransferase activity. The record is from RefSeq and is a predicted model, not a curated record.
UCUAAGUCCAGGAAAUCUGCUGACAACUCAUUGUUCUGUCAAAACUUUUGAACAGACACGUUCUCCUCUGAAAGACUGCUGGUUGCCCUGCAGCGAUAAAGAGUAAACAUGCUCAUUUUUGCUCCACUGUGUUUGCUCCUUUGCUGGAUGCUUCCUGUUGGCUCCAAGAAGAUCAGCAUCACCCCUUUACGACAUGCCAAGCAGCCCAUUGCAUUGAACAUGGUUAAAAAUGCCGUUGAUGACAUGUACUUCGAUUGCAAUGCAAGGAUGGCAGACAUGGUCAACAACAAAUACUUUAGAAAAGAGAAUGUGGGAAUAUUUGGAGAUGUCUGGAAAAAGGCAAAUACAUGUGCAACCAAUAGAUUAAAAUAUAAAGAUAAAGAAGAUAAGGCCUUAACCAUUAAUCACAUACAGGCAAUCUGUGUUUACACAGGUAAUGAUGCAGUGAAUGAUAAAAUGUUUUAUCAGGUGUUCAAUGAUGCAGUCCGGACAAACAGUGAAAAAUAUUGUACCUCUUUUCCAUUCCACUCCUUACACUUCUGGCUGACAUCCGCUAUAGAGAUCCUCAGGAACAAUAAAAACUGUAGCACCACUUACCGCAGAACCAACGACGUGUUUACCGGCGAGGUCAACCAGAUAGUUCGGUUUGGUACUUUUACAUCCUCCUCUUUCAGAUCAAACAUGGCACAGUUUGGUAACAAAACCUGUUUUAAAAUUACAACCUGCUUUGGUGCUUUCUUGAAGAAAUAUCCACGCCUUAAAGAUAAAGAGCAGGAAGUGCUCAUCCCCCCUUAUGAGAUGUUCAAAAUAACUAAGAAAAUGAAGAAUCGAUUUGUAGAAAAUCUGUCUGACUGUGAGUAUGUGUAUAUCUUAGAGAGUGCAGGAGUGGAGAGCAAUCUAGACUGUUGUGCUAUUAAAUGAAAGACCAGUUGUUCUUCUUCAGCUGGUGGAGCCAAGUGAGUAUUUAGUCUUGUUCUGCUAACUCGUGCACAUAAUCCAAGCCAAGCUCAUUAUAGUAUAUCUAUGCAUUCUCCUCAACUCCUAAAUUUAUGCUGGAUGGGUUCUUUGACUA